UUUCAGAGCACUGGCCAGUCAGAGGUUUCCAAAAUGGCGAAGAAACUUGUAGCGGAUAAAACACCUCAAAACGAGGAAAAUGUUAAAAAUAAUGACGAUAUACUUAAUGAUGACGAAGAGCCGAACUUCAGCGAUCCCGAAGGAUUCGUCGAUGAUAUCACCGACGAAGAACUUCUUGGCGAUAUCUUGAAACAAAAGCCUUCAGAGACAGAUGGUGUAGAAUCAGUAAUUGUUAUUGAUGGAGUUCCCCAGGUGGAACCUGAAAGACUAGAGAAACUUCAAUCAGUCAUCAGCAAAGUUUUGGGAAAAUUUGGUACCAUAGUGAAUCAAUACUAUCCCAAAAAUGAAAAUGGGUAUACAAAGGGAUAUAUAUUUCUGGAAUACAACAAUCCCCUUAAUGCUUUGGCAGCUGCUCAGACUGCGAACAAUUAUAAAAUUGACAAACAACACACAUUUAAAGUGAACUUGUUCACUGAUUUCAAGAAGUUUGAAGAAAUUCCAGAUGAAUGGGAACCUCCGAAACCACAACCGUUUAAAGCAGCGACUGAUCUUCACUAUUAUCUUUUAGAACCAGACGCUUACGACCAAUUUUGUGUACUAUGUGGUAACGGUCCCUCCGUUACCGUUCAGCUUUGGCAGAAUUCUGCCCCUGAACCAUCAUUACUCGAAGAACGUGCUCGCUGGACAGAGACGUACGUGAAAUGGUCCCCAUUGGGAACGUACUUGUCAACGUUCCACAAAUUGGGUGUUGCAUUAUGGGGUGGACCCCAAUUUGUACAACAAGCCCGAUUCAGUCAAAAGGGUGUUGAAUGCAUAGAUUUCUCACCCGGAGAGCGCUACUUAGUAACGUACACUCCGCGUACUGAUCUUGGAUCAGAUCAGAAACGUCUUGUAAUAUGGGACAUUCUUACAAACCAAGAAAAACGUGCAUUUUAUGCAGACGGUUCUUCGGUCUGGCCGAUUUUCCGCUGGUCGCAUGAUGACACGUAUCUCGCUCGUAUGGGCGAUGAUAUUUUGAGCGUUUAUGAAACACCUUCUUUCGGAUUAUUGGAUAAGAAGAGUAUAAAAAUCCCCGGUAUCAGAGACUUCAGUUGGUCUCCAACUGAUAAUAUUCUUGCUUACUGGGUACCAGAAGAUAAGGAUGUCCCAGCCAGAGUUACGCUUCUCGAAAUUCCGAACCGUAAUGAAAUUCGUAACAAAAACUUGUUCAACGUGGCCGACUGUAAAAUCUACUGGCAAAAAUCUGGAGACUAUCUCUGUGUAAAAGUAGAUCGUUUUGCUAAACGAAAAGAGAAGACGGAACAGAAAUACACCGGCAUGUCGUACAACUUCGAGAUCUUUCAUAUGAGAGAGAAACAAAUUCCAGUUGAUAGCGUAGAAAUAAAAGAGCCGAUCCAUGCAUUCGCUUGGGAACCUAUCGGUAACAAGUUCGCUAUUAUUCACGGAGAGAUUCCAAGCGUUAACGUCAGUUUUUACGAAGUACGAUGUGGUCAUCAGCCUGCUCUCCUAAAGAAAUUAGAGAAGAAAGCUUGCAAUCAUCUGUUCUGGUCGCCAUCCGGACAGUUCAUUGUUCUUGCUGGAUUGACGACCAUGGCAGGAGCCUUAGAAUUCAUUGAUACUAACGAUUUUACCAUUAUGAACUCGACUGAUCACUACCAAACGUCGGAUGUAGAAUGGGACCCGACUGGACGGUACGUUGUAACCGCCGUCUCCAGUUGGAAAACGAGCGUUGACAAUGGAUACUGGAUAUGGACGUUCCAAGGACGUAUUUUGAAGAGAGUUAAUCUUAAUCAGUUUAAUCAACUACUGUGGCGACCAAGACCACCGACGUUGUUGACGCCAGAACAAAUUAAAGAAAUCAAGAAAAAUUUGAAAAAAUAUUCUGCACAGUUUGAAAGCAAAGAUCGUAUGCGGUUGACCCGUGCUUCAAAGGAACUGAUCGAGAAACGCUGUGCGGCAAUGAAAGCAUUUGAGGAGUAUCGUUCGAAACGUAUUCAAGAAUGGAACAAUCAAAAGAAACGUCGCUUAGAAUUACGUAACGGUAUUGACACCGACGAAUUAGAUUCUGAUGCAAACAAUGUGGAAGAGGAAGUAAUAGAAUUUUUCGUCAAGGAAGAAACGUUCGUCAUUGACGAGAAAUAAAGCUUUCGUGAAAGAGAAGUUCUACUCUCUGCCAUUUUUGGAAAUCUCUAGUGCAAAACCGAGAAGUGUGCAGCAAAGUAAAUUAUCUUUCAGAGUCACAUUUAAUUGUGACUCUCAAUAAUAGUGGACUGAAAUGACUGUUCUAAGUGGUUACGAACAGUUUCUUUUAUAUUACUUUUGCAAUUUAAUUGGAAUUGUUUCCACUUUUCCGACGUUGCGUAUCAAACGUCGGAAGCAUAGAACCAUAAUGUUUUAUCACGUUCCAUACAGGAUAGUAUGUCAAUCAACAAAUAAUUAUUGUCAGUAUAAAUACAUACCACCAUGUACUUCUUU
This is a messenger RNA of Ceratina calcarata, 2475 nucleotides long. RefSeq names its product eukaryotic translation initiation factor 3 subunit B (gene eIF3b). Bases 34 to 2142 code for a protein of 702 amino acids. The transcript is spliced from 6 exons. Lineage: Eukaryota; Metazoa; Arthropoda; Insecta; Hymenoptera; Apidae. The record is from RefSeq and is a predicted model, not a curated record. Gene Ontology annotation, molecular function: RNA binding; translation initiation factor activity; translation initiation factor binding. Gene Ontology annotation, biological process: translational initiation. Gene Ontology annotation, cellular component: eukaryotic translation initiation factor 3 complex.